GUCGUACAGGAUGUGUGUAUGUGGAUCCUCACCCUACAGCAGAGAACAAUUGCACCCAAAGAUGGUUGAGUUCUAUGUCUCUUCCUGUAAAACACAAAAAUUUUUAUACUUCUUGGAGAUAGACAUUUCACAAAUGUUUUAAAGGCCUUUUAUGAAUGCAACACUGGAUGCUGUUUGUCCCUCAGGUGGGAAGAUUCAGCUCCUAUUGUUCUCAAUAGGAGUUCAUGAGGCAUGCCAGUAAAGGUAGAUUUUAAUUUCCUGUGCAUCAUUAAUAUAUAUCCAUAUUUAACAACAUGCCUAAAUACCGAGGCUGAAUUUAAUACCUCUCCAGGAUACUGUUUUGAACAGUGUUAAGCUUUUCAUGAAAUGAAGUCAUUGAAAUUUUGCCUUAUUCUUAUAUUCGAAACUUACUGUGAGUUCUGUAGAAUCCCUUCAGCAAUUAUGACUAUAAUUUGGGCUUGUAUAGGGUUUACAGAGGACCCCCUGCACAAAGCUGGAUGUUGUACAUUUUGUACCGCAUGCUUUGGGAUCAGUUUUUAUCCCACUUGUUACUAGUGGCAAAGUGCAUGUUCCCAUGGUAAAGUUCAGCCGUCUACCAGUGUCUGUAUUGUGAUACGCAUCUUGUUUCAUCUUUCCACUUACUAAUCAAAAAGCCUGCUUUGCCUCUCUGACUGUAGCUUGCGUUUGGAUGUCACCAUAAUUUGCUGAAAUAUUUAUUAUGUAGCAUGAUCCCUUAUGUAAAACUUCUUGCUGCUUUUUCAUAACACUAUUAAGAACUGCUUCAGUAACAGCUGUCUUAAGGGAUUAAGAAUGUUCUGAAUUCAGAUGCAUAUUUUAUUUGCCCCACUUCAAAUAGAAGUCAGCCGUUUAACUUUUUAACUUCCUAGCCAUGUAAAGUCCUAGAAAAAUUGCUUUGUGAAAAAAAAGAUGGAAUGGUAGUCUCAUUUUAAUGUGAGAAUGGCCUUGGACAUAUUGAUCAGUAAUAUUUUAAUGCAUUUUACUGGCAAAGUAUGGAAUCUGCAUUGUUCACCUAACAUCUGUCACCGUGCUUCUAUAUUGUCGGAAGAUAUGUUUUAAAAUUUCAUAAGCCAUUUAUGUUUCAAAUGUAUAUAUAAGCUACAAAUUAGCAGUUACUAGAGCCAAGUUAAAUGUUGGAUAGAUGAUAUGUUGAAUAUAAUAGAGCGAAAAUAUAAAUACUGAAAAAUUUCUCCAGUUGGGAAAAAAAUAUAAGCCUUUAUGGGAGAAAAAAAAAUCCACUGAGUGAAUUGAAGAACUUGCAAAGUUACAUUAAAAUGAAUCGGUAAAAUAUUUGAUCAUUGACCAUAUGUUUCAGCAAUUUUCACAAAUCUCCAGGCCACAAAACUAAGCUACCUGCCCAUUUCUGACACUUGAAAUAAUGUGUUUUGCACAUGUACAAAUUGGAAGUUGAUUAGAAGAUCCAGUGAGCCCCAGGCCAUGUGCUACAUUGAAACAUCCAACUUAGAUGGUGAAACAAACCUGAAAAUUAGGCAGGGCUUACCAGCAACAUCAGAUAUAAAAGACAUUGACAGUUUGAUGAGAAUUUCUGGCAGAAUCGAGUGUGAAAGUCCAAACAGACAUCUGUACGAUUUUGUUGGAAACAUAAGGCUUGAUGGACAUAGCACUGUCCCCCUGGGAGCAGAUCAGAUUCUUCUUCGAGGCGCCCAGUUGAGAAACACACAGUGGGUUCAUGGAAUAGUUGUCUACACCGGACAUGAUACCAAGCUGAUGCAGAAUUCAACAAGUCCACCACUUAAACUCUCAAAUGUGGAACGGAUUACAAAUGUACAAAUUUUGAUUUUAUUUUGUAUCUUAAUUGCCAUGUCUCUUAUCUGUUCUGUGGGUUCAGCCAUUUGGAAUCGGAGGCAUUCUGGAAAGCACUGGUAUCUCAAUCUAAACUAUGGUGGUGCUAAUAAUUUUGGACUGAAUUUCUUGACCUUCAUCAUCCUUUUCAACAAUCUCAUUCCUAUCAGCUUGUUGGUGACAUUAGAAGUGGUGAAAUUUACCCAGGCAUACUUCAUAAAUUGGGAUCUCGACAUGCACUAUGAACCCACAGACACUGCUGCGAUGGCUCGAACAUCUAAUCUGAACGAGGAACUUGGCCAGGUCAAAUACAUAUUUUCUGAUAAGACAGGCACUCUGACCUGCAACGUGAUGCAGUUUAAGAAGUGCACCAUAGCUGGAGUUGCAUAUGGCCAUGUCCCUGAACCUGAGGAUUAUGGCUGCUCUCCUGAUGAAUGGCAGAGCUCACAGUUUGGAGACGAAAAAACAUUUAGUGAUUCAUCAUUGUUGGAAAACCUCCAAAAUAAUCAUCCAACUGCACCUAUAAUAUGUGAAUUUCUUACAAUGAUGGCUGUUUGUCAUACAGCAGUGCCAGAGCGAGAAGGCGAUAAGAUUAUUUAUCAAGCAGCAUCUCCAGAUGAGGGAGCACUGGUCAGAGCAGCCAAACAACUGAAUUUUGUUUUCACUGGAAGAACACCUGACUCAGUGAUUAUAGAUUCCUUGGGGCAAGAAGAAAGAUACGAAUUGCUCAACGUUCUGGAAUUCACCAGCGCUAGAAAAAGAAUGUCGGUGAUUGUUCGCACUCCAUCCGGGAAGUUACGACUUUACUGCAAAGGAGCUGACACUGUAAUUUAUGAUCGACUGGCAGAGACUUCAAAAUACAAAGAAAUUACCCUAAAACAUUUAGAGCAGUUUGCUACAGAAGGAUUACGAACUUUAUGUUUUGCCGUGGCUGAGAUCUCAGAGAGCGACUUCCAGGAGUGGCGAGCCGUCUAUCAGCGUGCAUCCACAUCCGUGCAGAACAGACUGCUCAAACUCGAAGAGAGUUAUGAGUUAAUUGAAAAGAAUCUUCAGCUACUUGGAGCUACAGCCAUUGAGGAUAAAUUACAAGAUCAAGUGCCUGAAACCAUAGAAACUCUCAUGAAAGCAGACAUCAAGAUCUGGAUCCUUACAGGGGACAAACAAGAAACUGCCAUUAACAUUGGACACUCCUGCAAACUUUUGAGGAAGAACAUGGGAAUGAUUGUUAUAAAUGAAGGCUCUCUUGAUGCAACAAGGGAAACUCUCAGUCGCCACUGCACUACCCUUGGUGAUGCUCUUCGAAAAGAGAAUGAUUUUGCUCUUAUAAUUGAUGGGAAAACCCUCAAGUAUGCCUUAACUUUUGGAGUAAGACAGUAUUUCCUGGACUUGGCUUUGUCAUGCAAAGCUGUUAUUUGCUGCAGGGUUUCUCCUCUUCAAAAAUCUGAAGUUGUCGAGAUGGUUAAGAAACAAGUCAAAGUCAUAACGCUUGCAAUUGGGGAUGGAGCGAAUGACGUCAGCAUGAUACAGACGGCCCACGUCGGGGUUGGGAUCAGUGGCAACGAGGGCCUUCAGGCCGCGAACUCCUCGGAUUACUCCAUAGCUCAGUUCAAGUAUUUGAAGAAUUUGUUGAUGGUUCACGGUGCCUGGAACUAUAACAGAGUCUCCAAGUGCAUCCUGUACUGCUUCUACAAGAACAUAGUCCUCUAUAUCAUUGAGAUCUGGUUUGCCUUUGUUAAUGGCUUCUCUGGACAGAUCCUGUUUGAGAGAUGGUGUAUAGGUCUUUACAAUGUGAUGUUUACAGCAAUGCCUCCCUUAACGCUCGGAAUAUUUGAGAGAUCAUGCAGAAAAGAGAAUAUGUUAAAGUAUCCUGAAUUAUACAAAACGUCUCAGAACGCACUGGACUUCAACACCAAGGUUUUCUGGGUUCAUUGUUUAAAUGGCCUCUUCCACUCAGUUAUUCUGUUUUGGUUUCCACUAAAAGCCCUUCAGUAUGGUACCGUAUUUGGAAAUGGGAAAACCUCUGAUUAUCUGCUGUUGGGAAACUUUGUUUACACGUUUGUGGUGAUAACCGUGUGUUUGAAAGCUGGACUGGAGACCUCAUAUUGGACAUGGUUCAGCCAUAUUGCGAUUUGGGGCAGCAUCGUACUCUGGGUGGUGUUUUUUGGAAUCUACUCAUCUCUGUGGCCUGCUGUUCCGAUGGCCCCUGAUAUGUCAGGAGAGGCUGCCAUGUUGUUUAGCUCUGGAGUCUUUUGGAUGGGCCUGUUGUUUAUCCCCGUGGCGUCUCUGCUCCUUGAUGUGGCCUACAAGGUUAUCAAGAGAACUGCUUUUAAAACAUUGGUAGAUGAAGUUCAGGAGCUGGAGGCAAAAUCUCAAGACCCAGGGGCAGUUGUGCUUGGAAAGAGCCUCACGGAGAGGGCGCAACUGCUCAAGAACGUCUUUAAGAAGAACCACGUGAACUUGUACCGAUCUGAAUCCCUGCAACAAAACCUGCUCCAUGGGUAUGCUUUCUCACAAGAUGAGAACGGGAUCGUCUCACAAUCUGAAGUGAUUAGAGCAUAUGACACCACAAAGCAGAGACCCGAUGAAUGGUGAUGGGCGGGGCUUCGAGGCUGGCUCCACCAGGUCUCUAAGGAGAGCUCCCAGGUCUUCCCGGAAUCUGCUGACCAAUUCCAGUCUGGUCCAAGGAGGGGAAAGUGGAUCUGAGCUCAUCUCGUUGAUUGACCUUCAGAUUCAUGUAUAUUAUAGACAUAAGCACUGUGCCACUAUACUGUAACACCAUCUCUUUCAGAUUUUUUAAAGUAUUUGCUGAGUCUUUGUAAGCAGAAAUUGAAAAUGACCUUGUAUCUUGCCAGAAUGCUUUCUUAAAACUGAGAAUAGGUCAGGAGUCUUAUGCCGUUACUCUGGGCUGUAACUGACUAUCAGUUGAUUGGAUAUACCACAAGGCAACCAACCAUUUAAAAACUCUAAAAUGGUAAUAAUUUAAAGGGAUUCUUGAUAUCCAGACUUAGAUUUCAGAAUAUGCUGAAAAAAAACCAGCACUCUUCUCUAAGGAACUGACUCACCUUACUGAGCAAAAUUUCUAAACAAGACAUUAAUAAGUGUUUGUGUCAAAAAUUGUCUUGAUAAAUGUUUGCCAAAGAAGUUCAAUAAGUGUAUUUCUCAUUCAGUAGUCAUUUGCCCAGAAAUUUAAAAGAAAGUUUACCUCCAGUUCUGCUGUAGGAUCUGCAUGCUUGACUUUUCAAAUGUAAGAGUGAUUUGCAAAAAUGAGUAUUUCAAGGCAUUUGCUACUCAAAUCUGUGAUGUUGCACCUUUGGCCUUACAAAUGCUUCUUUCUUGUUUGUCUUGUUUACUUGUUGAAGUUGGAGGGCACACGUGGUAAUGUGACUCUGUCAUUAUGAUACUGAUUUUUAAUCUGUAUAUAUGUCUCUGUCCUUUCUGAUGAGGUGUCUCUAGAUUUUUCUAAAACCCUGGCUUCCGCUGAAGAUUGAGUGAUUGUCAUUUUGUCUUAAAGUUUUCUCUCAAGAAAAAUUUGCUUACAUAUUUAUGUGAGACUCCCAGUGCUUCUGUUGAGGUGUUUGGAAUACCAUGUCAGAUAAAUGCAUGGGCUUUUGUAAUGUACAUAGGCUCGGCUUUUGUCCUGUGUUUUGGUUCUUUCUAUAGUUCCUGCUAGAGAUGCCUGCUGUCUUAUAUAGCACACCCCGUGUUAUGGUGACCACCCCUGUAUUUAACACUGAGAAUUACUUCACAGUUCACUUUUCAAAUAGCUCCCCCAAAUUAGUCACAUGCUGCUAAUUGGGACAAAUCAGUGGUACAUUUUCCCCAUUUUAAAAACACCUGUUUUACUCAAGCCUGUUGCUUUACAGUCAGAGACAGUCUUCAUCACGAGUAGAUUUUGUUGCUAUGGUUUUAAAUGUAUGUUCAGUUUAAUUUAAUUAUUUUCAGCAUUUCUGAGACAUGCCCUAAAAAUGCCUAUUUUGCUACCAACGAUAAAUGGUGAAGGGGCUGUUUAAAAACCACAACCAGUUUUCUAUACUAUUUUUAAAAGAAUGCUUUCAUUUAAAAAUAAAAAUAAAAAGGAAUUCUAGUUUUCAGAUACACUUCAGAGAUUGAAGCAAACUUUCUGCCUUUUAUUCAGAAUCCUGUUUGCCUUUAAGUGGACUUACCAGCAAAAUGGGUAGAACUUCCUCUUGAAAAAAAAAAAAAAAAAGUCAACUAGAAUUGCAAAGAGAGGUGAUUUGAGUUUAAUAAUGUGUCAUUCUUUUAACCCUUUUUCUUAAUCUAGAUUUAAAAUUAGGUUAUACGUCAUUUCCUUCUCUGUAUUUUUAGCUAUUUAGUUACAAGUAUGCCCCCCCGCCAUUUUCUGUAAAUAAGAGAGGUUAUAACACAUACAUAAUUCUAAGGGGAGCAAGGGGUUGACAUAGUUCACUUCCUAGAGCAUUCCCCUUUGGGGUUCAGAUUAAGAAAAUUGUGAAUCGAAACAUCUAGAAAGUCCACACAUGUAAGAAGAGUCUGAGAUCACCUUCAAAAUUCUGCAGUCACGGACUUUUGUCCGCUGAAUGGAGCAGCUUUCCCAGGCCUCGCAGUGGUGAUAGUCAAGGUCAAGCCACACAAAUCCAAAAACAAGAAUGAAGUACCCCGUUCCAGAGAAGCACUUCCUCGCAGGUACAGAUCAGAACUCCUCCUCCUCGUCAGCGGCGUCCUUCUCCAAAAUGUUAAUAGCAAAAUGUGAUGAAUCUAAUGGAACUGAAUUUUCUGGCUUCAAAAAAGGAAAAGUUUUAUUUUUAUCUUAAAACAUGGAUUAUUUCUAUGGAGCUCUUAACAUGAGUAGAAUACCCAUGGUUAAUUAACGUACGAGAUCAUGGUCUGAAAUAUGCCUAAUUUCUAGUCGUAUUUAUGAAUUAUUAAGUCAAUUCCUUUGCUUCUUGGGUGAGAGAGGAGGUUGGGCAGCAGGGAGUGGUCACCUUGGUAAAACUUAAAACACAGCAUUACUUAAAACACAGCACUGAUUUUAUAGUGUUAGAGAAAACCCUCUGAUUUUUUAACCUUCCAAAGAGGGGAAAAGUAACACAGUUUUACCAGGAUUAAAACAAACAGCUGAAAUGACUUUCAACUUGUAUUUUCUGAAAUAAAGGACACAUACUCUUCAAUUAAAAAGUCCCUUGUAGGGACUUUGGCAAAUGCUAACACCGUUGCUUUACAAUGUUUACAAUUCGGAAAAUACUACUUACAGCAGAAAAUCCUCGUUCAUUUAACAUUGAAAAGCUGGGAGUUGCUUCUUUAGUGUUGGGUAGUACGUGGUAAUAUUGAGCAUGAACUUUCUAAAUGUUUUAUAUAUACAUAUAAAAAUAGAUCUGUGUCUCACACCCAGAAAGAUGCUAUCUGGCAGAAAUUGUUAGCAGGAGAAUGAUGUUUCUCAGGAAUGUAGCAAAUUUAAAAUGAUAUAUUUGCUGCCCACCCUCCCACACCCCACUCGAUAUCUCACGUGAGCCAGCUUCAGCAAUGUUGCAGCUUUUUCUCAUCAAGUCAGGUGAACGUGUAUUCUAUUCAAUAAUAAUAUUUAUUUACAUGAAUUAUAUGGUCAUUGAAUGGAGUCGCUCAUUCCUCCUAAUUUUCAGGGGGGAAAAGUGAGUUCCAGAAAUCAACACCUAUUCUGAUCAUGAAGUUUUGUUUUAUAAUUCUGCAGUUCAGCUGCAGAUAUCAGAUAUGAACGUAUCAGAUAUGAACAUCACAUGAUAAUUUGUUCUGCAUUGCGUGCACUGCACAUCACUUGUAACUUGUCAUUGAAAAUAGUCUUUCAGGAACUGAGUGCAAGUCUGAAAGUAAAAGAUUGUAUAUUUGUAGUUUUUAAAUUAUUUAUAACAAUGUCCUAACUGUUACCAUGCUACGUGAUCAUCAGUGUUUAUUUUUGCGCAGUUGCCCUAGGAGAGUUCCCGGUUCUAAAACUCAUUUCAUCAAAUAAGUCUAUAACCUUAUAAAUAACCAUUUAUAAAAUUUAUCGGGAAAACACCCACCCCAUUCACAUCAUGUGGACCAGAUCUGUGGAAUUCUUUUUGUAAAUUAAUGUAAUACCAUGCAGUUCGGUGCCUAAUAAAUGCUUUUUAAUGAUGAACAUUUCUAUAAUGCUUCUUUAAGAGAUCAUAAUCUGAUUUUUCUCACGUUAAAAUAACUGAAGUCACUUGUGAGACUUAGUUAUACUUUGCUGCAUUUUAAUUAACCUUCAGUGGCUAUUAAAAUGGAAUGUAAGUUAAACUUUGAAGGAAAGGAAAUAAAUGUUUUCCAUUUCUCGUCUUGAUUUAUUUCCUGUAUGAAAGCAGCUGUGUUUUUGAUAGGUUUAUGGUUUGCAUGAAUUAAUAUUUAAAGUGGUCCAGGCCAAUGCAUGGCUACUGCUGUAAAUCUUGAUGUUUAUUUCUGCCUUAUAAAAUUCUGUCAUGGCCUACCUGGAAUUCAAUAUUCAGUGGACAAAUUAAUUGGUUCUCUGCGCAACUUUUUUUUAAUAAGUAAAUUAUUUUACAAACAAAUUUGCAAAAAAUUAAUUGCAACUUUUGUUUAGCUUGCUUCUAAGAACUUUUCUUAAUAAAGCUCACAAAACUUCUCAGCAAAUAAAUCUCCCGUAAGGAGGGGAAAAAAGCUAGAUUUUAUACAUGCUUACUUUGAAUUAACAGCAACUUUCCAUAGGUAAAUCUGCUCUUGCAAAAACCGAGAGCAGAAUAUUAAAAAAUAAUAAAUAUUUUUAUGUUUCAUGGUUCUAGAAUAGAAGCCAUAAAUGCAGUAAAUACUGUUUGCUGUUUGUUUAGCUAUUUCAAGCUUCAUUUUUCACAUUUUCAAGUUUAUUAAGUUUAAAAAAAAAAAGGCAGCCUUGGGAGGCAGCUACUAUGGAAAAUUGCAGUUUGCAUUUAAGAUAAAAUAGUAUUUUCAGCUCCAUGAAAAACCAUUCCUGCUGAAACUGCUGUAGAAAUUGUGAAGCUGCAUGAGUGGAGAGUAUUGAAUCUGUGAUCAUAGUUUUCUCAGGUUUGUUUAUCUCGAUGUUCAAUGCACUGUGUUUCAUAAAUAGUUAUUAAAGUUGAGUAAUAUUCAGUUCUAUGCAGUGUUAUGUGUCAUUGGCCUUUUGUGAAUGUGCAUGUUUUAAAUUGCAAAUUUUAAACAUUUUGUCCUCUAAUUGUUAUUAAAAAUGAAAUAAACUGUACCAUUACAUAAA
This is a messenger RNA of Leopardus geoffroyi (Geoffroy's cat), 9016 nucleotides long. RefSeq names its product ATPase phospholipid transporting 8A1 (gene ATP8A1). Gene Ontology annotation, cellular component: plasma membrane. Bases 1456 to 4413 code for a protein of 985 amino acids. Gene Ontology annotation, biological process: phospholipid translocation. Gene Ontology annotation, molecular function: ATP binding; magnesium ion binding; ATP hydrolysis activity. NCBI's taxonomy places the organism in Eukaryota, Metazoa, Chordata, Mammalia, Carnivora, Felidae. The record is from RefSeq and is a predicted model, not a curated record. The transcript has 31 exons.